GGCCCCGCCCGGGGGGGGCCGGGCCGGCCCCGGUGGCGGCGGGCGGCGGCGGGGGCCAUGGCCAAGGCCUACGACCACCUCUUCAAGCUGCUGCUGAUCGGGGACAGCGGCGUGGGCAAGACCUGCCUCGUCAUCCGCUUCGCCGAGAACGACUUCAGCAGCACCUACAUCUCCACCAUCGGGAUCGACUUCAAGAUCCGGACCGUGGACAUCGAUGGCAAGAAGAUCAAACUGCAGAUCUGGGACACGGCGGGGCAGGAGCGCUUCAAAACCAUCACCACGGCCUAUUACCGAGGAGCUGUGGGCAUCAUCCUGGUGUACGACAUCACGGACCAGAAAUCCUUCGAGAACAUCCAGGGCUGGAUGAAGAGCAUCCAGGAGAACGCCUCGGCGGGGGUCGAGCGGCUCCUCCUCGGCAACAAGAGCGACAUGGAGAGCAGGAGGAAAGUGCGGAAGGCGGCCCAGAAGCUGGCCAAGGAACACGGGAUUCUCUUCGAGACCAGCGCCAAGUCCAGCGAGAACGUGGAGGAGGCGUUCCGGACGCUGGCCCGGGAUAUCCUGCACAAAUCCUUCCGGAAAGGCCCCCCCGGCAGCAGCAGCAGCACCAGGGCCCUGCUGGAGCCCGGAGCCCCCAAAAAGGCCGGCGGGAGAUGCUCCCUGGGCCCGGCGGCGGCGGCGGCGAUCGAGGAGCGGCCCGCGAGCCCCGCGGUGGCCACGCCGUGCUGGCGGGUGGAGCAGUUCGUGGUGGCCCAGGAAUGUGCCCCGUGUUCGGAAUUCCAGAUGAAGACCCUCCCGGACUGUGCCCCCACCGGCUUCAUCGAGAGGAUCAGCUGCCCCACGUCCCAGCGGGAGGAGUUCAAGAGCUGCCGCUCGGCCGCGCGGGAGUCGCGGCGCUUCUGGCGUUUCGUGGGCUCGGCGCUGGCCGUGGCGGCGGCGGCCGCGGCGCUCGUGGUGCUGCGGCAGCGGGAGCUCGACCGGAGAGCCCGGGAGAAGGUCCGAAAGCAGAUCGAGUCCAUCUGAGCCCCCGGCUGCAGCUCCUGCCUCGGGAAUCCCCUCGGGAAUCCCCCCCGGGGAGCAUCAUCGCAGCUCUUCUCUCGGGGAUCCCCUUCCCCGCUGGGAUCUGCCCCGGGAUCCCACCCUGGGGGGUCCCAGGAUCCCAUCCCGGGGGUCCCAGGAUCCCACCCUGGAAUAAAUGCUGGUCCUUGGGACAGAUCCCGGU
This is a messenger RNA of Myiozetetes cayanensis, 1219 nucleotides long. RefSeq names its product ras-related protein Rab-13-like. Gene Ontology annotation, biological process: protein secretion; regulation of exocytosis; Golgi vesicle fusion to target membrane. The record is from RefSeq and is a predicted model, not a curated record. NCBI's taxonomy places the organism in Eukaryota, Metazoa, Chordata, Aves, Passeriformes, Tyrannidae. Gene Ontology annotation, molecular function: GTPase activity; GTP binding. Gene Ontology annotation, cellular component: endosome; trans-Golgi network transport vesicle; plasma membrane.